AAGAUCCUGGAGGAGCCUAUUUCAAUUUCUCUUUUCUUUUUCUCCUUUUCUCACCCUCUCUUCCUGUCCUAGAGACAUGGCAGGGUACACAGAAUCGCUAAGCGGCCCCAGACCCGUGUUGCCGUCAUGCCCAAGAAAGGGAACCGAAAACGGCUGAAAUUUAGGCCGGGGGAUGUGUGCUCGGAGUCAGUGACUGUGGCGGACUAUGCCAACGCUGAUCCGGCUGUCGUGAAGUCCGGACGGCUGAAGAAGGCUGUCGCAAAUGCUAUUGAAAAAGAAGUGAAGUUGCUGUGUGGUUUGGAGGCGUCUACGGGCCCGGUUCAGGAGGUGUUGUCUUCGGCGGAGAGUGUGUGUGUGAGCGGUGGCGAGAGAGACAGCAGUGAGGAAGUGGAACCAGAAGAGGGCGACGGAGACCCCAAAAACACACGCAAGAAGAAGACCAAGAGACGCAAAGAAAGCAUUGACUGUCAGGAUGGUGACGACUACCCUAUUGAUAUCUGGCUGGUGCUCUCUGGGUACAUCCGUCCGGAAGACGUGUGUAAAUUCGCUCUGAUCUGCAGGAACGCAUGGACAGUCACCUGCACUGCAGCGUUCUGGACACGCCUCUACCGCAGGCACUACAGUCUGGAUGCGGAGCUGCCUGUGCGUCUGCAGCCUGAUUCCUUGUCCAGCAUGAGGUGUCUCCGCGCGUGUGUGAUCCGCUCCCUGUUCCACCUGUAUGAGCCCUUUAGUGCGCGCAUCUCCACCUGUCCUCCCUUACCUGACGCUACGCCUAACACUCUACUGAACGCCAGGUGCAUGCUGUUCUGGGUUAAAGAGGUGUCUGGGUCCAGGCCUGAGAAUCUCUGGCAGUUCAACUUCAAAUUUGAGAUGCACGCUCCUAAGAGUAAGAGUAAUGUGGAUCGUUCUUUGCAGCUUCCAAAGCGCUAUAGAGAUGUGCACACUAACCCCGACUCCAAUUGCUACCUGCUGCAAGUCAACACUCUCCACUUUAUAUACAUACCACACGUCAUCAUGGGCAUGACACUAUCACUGAUGGCGAUCAACGUGAGUACAGAUAUGCGUCACCACCGCGUGCGUCUGCAGUUCCAGGACUCCCCGCUGCUGCGUGGCCAGAGGCGCAGGGCCGAGCCCGGCCUGCAGGUGGCGCUGGACCCCGUACACAGCGUGCGACUCAUGGACUGGUGGCACCCCCAGUACCCCACCUCAGCAUGAGGGGCCUAGGCCUAAUUAUCCAGAGUACCCCUCUUCAGCCUAAUGGAACUACACCAGUCUUUAUACCCGCCAGUACCCCGCCUCAGCCUGAAGACCACAGCCCCCUCCAUGCCACUCUCUUGCCCCUUAGACCCCCUUCUGUUGCCCCGUGGGCCCCCACUUUGCCCAUCUCCUCUCCCCAUGGUACCACAGCUGGUGGCACCCCCCAGUCAGUACACCACCUCUCAGCUCUACUGCGGCCCCUUUAUCUAGCAUUUGACCCUUGACCCUUUAUUUAGCCCUGUCCUCUUGGCACAGUGUCUGAUGACAGUGUUGUGGACGGGUGGCACCAUCUUGACCAUCUUUCUUGCCCUCUGUAACCCACUUUUACAAACACUUUUCCCUCGUUGUCAUCCCGUUCUUGACUCUUGCACUGAUUUCAUCCCCUUUAGACCCCCUCAAUACCAGCGCCACAUCAUGUUGGCAUGCGUUCAGUUAACUAUAUAGUUAUGCGUUCAGUUAGGCUGUAUAGCCCAGUUUUACAGUUUCACCCGACUCUUGGUCCAAAUUGGCACGGUCUCUUUACAACCAACUAAUGCCACAGCACAGCAACAACAGUCCAGCUGUACCUCUAUACCCAACCAACAUGGCCGUAGUAGUGUGCCCCAUUUGCCCUCUCUAUACCCAACCAACAUGGCAGUGGUGUGCUCCAUUUGCCCUACUGCUCACCUACUGCUGAGCCACCCUCUAGCCAACAUGGCAGUAGGAGGCCCUGUUUGCCCUCAGCCUCAGCUGUGUUGUCAUCCACAACCACGGCAACAGCAACAGCAGCAGCUGCACAUAGCUAUGUAUAGUAGUGUCUGCCUUGUUUUCCCACUCAUGCCAUCCAGUAUAACCCCCGGCACGGCACGUUUCCCUGACGUGUGUGAGCGCCAAAGAUGUCUGCAUGGUGUCAGUCUGCUACCUCACUCUCCCUUGCCCACUUGCUGCAGUAGCAUCUCAAUGGUACAGCAGUAGCCUAUUAUAGUCCAUAGGUUCAAGAGUUUGUUGUCAUUGUCAUUGGCAGCGAAACACUCAGUAGGAGUAGUAGUAGUAGUAGCAGCAGCAGCAGGUUUCCAAGUAAAGUGCAUAAAAGAGGUAAAAGUGACACCAGUGCUUGAGUGAGUGAGCUUUAGCAUGUAGCGUAGAUGUGAUGCCUAGCUAGAGUGUGAAGCAUUAGUUGGCAGUGAAGGUAGCUGUAGGUAGAGCAGUGCUAUGCUAACAGAGGGAUAGCUAACCGCUACACGGCUUUGUAUACACUUAACUGUACCUCAAGUGUUGCUAACGCUAGACCUAUAAUACAGCAGACAUACAGUAUAGUUGGUGUGCCUGGGCAUGAUGUGUGUCUAGAGUGUUGUAAACUUUGUGUACGUGAGUCUGGAGUACACACUGGCACACGCUUAUUUAAGCACAUCGUGUUAGUCUGAAGGAUGCUAGAGUUCAUAUAGAUUUCAUAAACCUGUUGUCCGAGCUUCAAAGCUUGAGCGUUUUCUUCACCGUAUCCGUUAUAUCUGUUAUGAGUGGUGUUCUCCUUUCAGAAUCUGUAGGUAAUAUACACUUCUUUAGUUGUGCUUCAGUUUUGUAGCUGGACACUUUUUAGGAUUUUUUAGACACUCAGACAUGUGUUUAUGUAGGAGAUCUAUAGAUCAGGACUUGAAAGCAAUGUUGACAACCAGUUAGCAACUUACUAGGUUUCCAAUUGGAAAUUGCAUCGCAACCAAGUAAGUUGCUAAAUUAGUUACCUACUGUACCUACCUGGUUCAGAUCACACACUAGCUAGACAACAUAGAGGAGGCACUCUGGAUGGCGUUUCGCAACAGCUUCGUUGCUAACUAAGUUAGCAACUUACUUGGUCGAAAUGCUAUUUUCCAUCGCUAUUGCUUUCGAUAAACGCACCACUAAACCAGAUGUUUAUCCUCCUACUACUCUCAAACCCCUGUCUAUCCCCGGCCCCCCGGCCCCCCUCCCUCCAGUUUACAACUAAGGUGCUGGUUACAGGUAUACAUGCGGAUAUUUUAAAACAUGAUGUGUGGAUAAAAGUUAAACGUGUCGGGUGUGUGGAAGCCGCUAGUUACUGAUCCCACUCUUUUGAACUUUGACCCUUACCCUCAACUAGGGCUGGGAAUCAUCCCUGAUGUCCUGGCUCUGGUCCCCAGGUCCUGCUGUUCUGAUUUCUCAUGGAAGUUAUAUAUUGCCCUGAAUGGAAGGCAUAUUCUCCUGAAUGUAAACUGCGACAAAUUUAAACCCUUGUUUUGGGGAGGAACGUUGUCCACUGUCAACCACUGAGAUGAACAAGACAAGACAGACAGAACUGAAUGACUGAUUUGGUCACUUUCAAGAAGAAAAGGAGCCAAAGCAAAAACAAUGCAGCUUACAAUCACAAUCACAAUUAAUAUUACGGCUCCAAAUAUUCUACAUCCUUUUGGCUUUUGUUUUGCUUUGAUUUUUUUCCUGCUCCGACCACCCAACUGCUUCACCAGGGACAAACAACCACUAGUCCUCGCUCCGACAGAAACGGGGACUGUGUGCGUAUGUGUGUGUGCGCGCAUGCAGCCUUUCCCUUGUCUGAGAUGAUGGAUCGUCUGGGUUGGAAUUCCAAGAUGAUGGUACAGUUACAAGCCGGUUAGCGGUAAAUCGGCUAAUAGUUGAGCCUCAAGUCCUAAUUUCCUGUACUGAAAUGACACCAGCAGGCUGUGUAUUAGCAGGUUUACCACUUUCUGGAGGUGGAUGU
Engraulis encrasicolus (European anchovy) is the source of this 3964-nucleotide messenger RNA. It is a transcript of the gene tmem183a, whose product is annotated as transmembrane protein 183A. The record is from RefSeq and is a predicted model, not a curated record. NCBI's taxonomy places the organism in Eukaryota, Metazoa, Chordata, Actinopteri, Clupeiformes, Engraulidae. The transcript has 9 exons. Gene Ontology annotation, biological process: regulation of protein stability. The coding region runs from base 127 to 1215 and encodes 362 amino acids. Gene Ontology annotation, cellular component: SCF ubiquitin ligase complex.